AGGUCUAAAGACUUGAAACCUAAUAGGUGUUUCGACUGUUCACAGCGCUGAGCUGCGAACUCGAGGCGUGGGCUGUGUUCCAAAUAGCACCCGCUCCCUCUUCCCUACACUGUAGUGCGCUAAAGUAGGGAACGAAAUCAAAGUGGAGCGCCACCACUCUGACAGAAAUGGCAUAAUUCAGUGUUUGAGAGAGUGAAACGGCUGGCAGCAGACCUAAAGUGCCCGCCACUGACCUCGCCCUGCAGCACUUUGAUGCAACGUACGGCCUGCAGUUGGGAGACCUGUGGCCUUCCGUUCGUAUUGGAAUGCUGUCAGAGAAAAAGUACGGAGCUUUACUGAACAACUUCGCAUCCGAUUCUGACAUCGUAUCGAGCUUUCACUCCCAAGGGUGCAGAGACUUCAUCAGCGCAGCGCGCUCCACAGAGUCACAGGACCCUGAGCUCCAUGAUCACACUGCAGCUCCACUCAGCUCAAAUAUCCAGUGUUUCGUUUUUCCGAGGGGAGACGUUUCCCGAUUCAAGCCUGCUAGGCCAGACAGCAAUGGAUUACUAAGUUAUUACCUGCUUGAUGCAGCGUCUGUCCUGCCUGCUCUGGCGCUGGAUGUCCAGCCAGGUCACUCAGUACUGGACCUCUGUGCUGGUCCUGGAGGGAAGACCCUCGCUCUCCUGCAGGCUCAGGCCGUCCGGUUUCUCUGGGCCAACGACCUCUCAGGGUCUCGUACUGCUCGCCUCCGCCGGACCCUGCAGAGCUACCUGCCCAGAGAGCUGCUGACGGAGGACAGGGUUUACAUCACCUCGUCUGAUGGACGGCAGUGGAGAAAUAAAGACGAACACAAGUUUGAUAAGGUUUUGGUGGACGUCCCCUGUACCACAGACAGGCAUUCUCUAACGGAGGAGGACAAUAACAUAUUUAAGAGGUCCAGAACCAAAGAGAGACAGAGGCUUCCGUUAUUGCAGAUGGAGCUGCUCUUGGCAGGGAUCCAGGCGACUCGUCCAGGCGGUGAUGUUCUGUACUCGACCUGCUCUUUGUCUCAGCUGCAGAACCAGUGUGUGGUGGAGCAGGCCGUCAGCGUUGCUCAGAAGGAGAUGGACAUUACAGUGAAAGUGCAGAACCUCAGCAGCUUCGUCCAACUUUUUUCACACACUUUCCACUUCGCCCCUCAGCCAGCGGUGGGAGAGUUAGUCUUACCGCACUUAUGUGCCAACUUUGGGCCCAUUUAUAUGUGCAAAUUGCAAAGGAUCAGCUAGAGACAUUCAGUCUGAGAGACUUCCUGUGGUCACUACAUGCUGGUUCACCUCUUUGUAAAUAAACUGGUAAAACACUGCC
This is a messenger RNA of Pygocentrus nattereri (red-bellied piranha), 1326 nucleotides long. RefSeq names its product NOP2/Sun RNA methyltransferase 4 (gene nsun4). Gene Ontology annotation, cellular component: mitochondrial large ribosomal subunit. Gene Ontology annotation, molecular function: methyltransferase activity. Lineage: Eukaryota; Metazoa; Chordata; Actinopteri; Characiformes; Serrasalmidae. The transcript has 6 exons. Bases 306 to 1247 code for a protein of 313 amino acids. Gene Ontology annotation, biological process: rRNA methylation. The record is from RefSeq and is a predicted model, not a curated record.